Messenger RNA from Cydia pomonella (codling moth), 4444 nucleotides. RefSeq names its product repressor of RNA polymerase III transcription MAF1 homolog. The transcript is spliced from 4 exons. Gene Ontology annotation, cellular component: nucleus. Gene Ontology annotation, molecular function: RNA polymerase III core binding. Lineage: Eukaryota; Metazoa; Arthropoda; Insecta; Lepidoptera; Tortricidae. Gene Ontology annotation, biological process: negative regulation of transcription by RNA polymerase III. Bases 515 to 1183 code for a protein of 222 amino acids. The record is from RefSeq and is a predicted model, not a curated record.
ACUCGUUUGAUGGCUGCGAAAUCAACAAUUUCUAUUUUCCUUCUUUGUUUGUAAAUUUGUCUAAAAAUCGCUAAGUGUCAAUUGUUUCGUGUAAAUAACUUAAAAUAACAUUAACAGUGAUAUUUUACGACGAUGUCUUCUAUGGAUUUUGAUCUCUAGCACAAAAUAGUGUUUGUUCAGUUUUUGUAGGACAAGUGAAGUGAAGUGGACGCGAUCUUGGCCCAACUCAUAACAAGCUAAAAAUACUUUUGCUUCGUUAUAUAGCGAUUUGUAAACUAAACUUUCUUUUCUUAUUUGUGAUGUACCCGCAUUCCACCAGCGCUGAAGAAGAACAGAAGACGAAUUUGAUUCCGAGUGUGAAGCUUCUUCAUUCCAAAAGAAAAGGAAUAUUCAUACACCCGUCGGCUAUGUACAGAAGUAGUGCACGCAGCUGUACGAAUAAUUUUACAGUUUCAAUAGCAAGGAGUUUGUGUGGGUAAAGUCUUGUUGCGUACGAAAUAGAGAAACUGAAAAAAUGAAACUCUUGGAGAGUGGUCGUCUGGAGGCCCUGAGCAGCGCCCUAUCGAUCCUGAACGGUGAUAGUGCUGUUCAAAGCCGCGUAGAGAGCUACAGUUGCAAAAUGGCUGGAACUGAAAAAGCUUUCUACAAACGAUUUACCGCUGAUGGAGAGACCUCCCGUGACCUGCAAGCCCUAUCUCCACCUGAAGGGGUCAUGUAUAGUCGGAGCUUGUCUGGGGAUGAGGAUGGUGUGCUGUGUGACACCAUCUCACGCAAGACACUCUUCUAUUUAAUAGCAACGCUGAAUUCUGCCUUUCCAGAUUAUGAUUUUUCAAUGGCAAAGAGCAGCGAGUUCAGUGCGGAGCCGUCGCUGAGCUGGGUGCAGGCGGCGGUGGACGGCGCACUGUCGCCGGUGGGCGGCGCGCGCUGGCGCGGGCUGCGCGCGGCGCUGUGGGCCGCCGUGGACGAGGAGGUGGCGCUGCCCGAGUGCCGCAUCUACAGCUACAGCCCCGACCUGGCCAGCGACCCCUUCGGCGAGCCCGGCUGCCUCUGGGUCUUCAACUACUUCUUCUACAACAAGAAGCUCAAACGGAUUGUCUUUUUUACAUGCAGAGCUAUGAGCCCAGUUUGCGCGGUCGACUCUGGCGUUGAUUUUGCUAUGGACGAAGAUGAGGAGUAUAAUUAAAUAAUGGUUUUCAAAGUUGUUCAAUGUUAAUAAGUAAGAUGUGCACCUCUUAUGUAACUCCUAAUUUAAAGAUUUAAAAUUAACAUUACACUUAAUUUUAUGAACACAUGGGCAAUUAUUUUUGCAAUGGAUGCGUUUAAACUUAAAAACUAAUUGCUUAUUUUACGCAUAAGUUAAUUGUAACUAGACAAGUUGACGUACCUCGUAUAUUUGUUAAAUUUUUUGAGAAUUUAACGAAAUACUGUAAUAUUUUCGGUUUAGUUUGGAAGUGGAAUAAAAUAUUGAUGGUGUUUUGUAGAAAAGGUUGUAGGUAGCCGUAGAUUUAUUUUCCGGAAUCUUCUCUUUUAUCAAACAGUCAAAAUUAUAAUGUUUUUUAUAAAUGUGCUGUAAGUUUUAAUAUAGCUUUAUAAUGUUUUUAUUUUAAUUAUACUUUAUAUGAUCAUAUAUGAAACUGCAAAUGUUUCACUUAGGCGGUCUUCCGCAGUGCGAGUUGGACAUGGUUAUAGUCGUGCAUAGCGUUGUCUCACCCGCACAUCCAAGUGGCGUGCGGAAACCGCAUCGGCGUAAUAGCCAGUUAUUGUAAUUUUCUUUGUAACUCCUUUUUUAUGUCUGCGCUAAACGCUGUGAGCUGCGCGAGCCCCACCUAAUAAGCUGUUAUUUAUACCACUUAGUGACCCCAGCGGCCCACCGCGAGUCGUUUAUUCGAAUUUAUGACGUGACCUAUAUUAAUGAAGUGUCAAUUUAGUUAGCUCUUCAAGUGACAAAAUAAAUCACAAUUAGAGUCGUUAGACCACUGAAAACUCAAAACAACAUUUGCAGCUCUCUCAGAUUCCUAAAACUGGUGAUUUCUACUGCCGUUGGCUCUUCUUCUUAAAAGUUUGCCGACCCCUUAUCAAGGGCACGGGUUCUCAGGGCUUAGGGUAAGGUAGGGUUCCUAGGGAAUGAAUGAGACUCAUUCUCAUUCCUAGGGCUUUGCCAUUGAUCGUAAACGGGUUCGCGACAAGUACAGUCAGCGUCAAAUACUCUGUAGCAGUCAAAGUGGCCAAAUAGUUCGGUACAUCAUACUAAAUAUAUGGUGUACCGAACUAUUUGGCUACUUUGGUUGCUAUAAAGUAUUUGACGCUGACUGUACCUAUAACCAAACUUUUUUUUUAUACAAAUUAGUUUUCGUCUUGUGUUUCGCAGCAUCUGGUAUAAGUUGGUUCGGGGGGUAGAGUUUAUGAAACCCUGUUCUAUAGGACAUACAAGCAAAAACUCACAGUUGAGUUUUGUAAUUACAUAAAUAGGUUGAGGGCUCUCGUGGCUUGGAUAAGUAUAUACGUUAGAUUCAGAUGAAACACAUUGUUUUUUUAACUCGGUAACUUAAAACUGCAUCCUGCAGGCUUAUUCAGUCAGCGAGUGGCGCAGAUAAAUUUCAACUAAAUGUGUUGUCGAAAUAAUUUGAAUAUGUACCUAUUUUUCUAUUUGGUGGCCUAGCGGUAAGAGCGUGCGACUUGCAAACCGGAAGUCGCGGGUUCAAACCCCGGCUCGUACCAAUGAGUUUUUCGGAACUUAUGUACGAAAUAUCAUUUGAUAUUUACCAGUCGCUUUUCGGUGAAGGAAAACAUCGUGAGUAAACCGGAUUAAUCCUAACAAGGCCUAGUUUACCCUCUGGGUUGGAAGGUCAGAUGGCAGUCGCUUUCGUAAAAACUACUGCCUACGCCAAAUCUUGGGAUUAGUUGUCAAGCGGACCCCAGGCUCCCAUGAGCCGUGGCAAAUGCCGGGACAACGCGAGGAAGAAGAAGAUUUUUCUAUUAUCUUUUCUCAAUCAUGCACGGAAAUACCUACCGUAGGCUUACAACUCUCAAAACAUUAAUUUUAAAAUUUAAUGAAUGUGCAAUUUCUGCAAUGGAUUUUAUAGUUUUGACACGAGUUAUAAUUUCCAUGUAUUUUUUCGAGAAAAGCAUUACAAACCUGGAAAGGAAGAGGUAUUGCUUGACUAGUAUAUUAGGUAAUUUUCUUCCAGGAUCUUGCACCGCUCUACCUUGAUUUUCAUACCCUUCAAGCAAUUCCUGACUUCCCGGCCGUUGCUAUUCCUCAAAGGCUUAAUUUCCUCCUUCGCUGUCAUCGGUCAAGCGUACGAUUUACACAAUUUUUGUAUGGGCCACCCACCGCACAGCAACGGUGACGUCGUUCUCGGUCGUCAGCGCCGCGUGCGUCGGUGCGCUGGCGCGCUAUACACCACAGAUCGCGCGCUCAGUGCAAAGCUGACGGGUUGGCUAUACACACAUGCCGUCGUGAGCAUCAUGUGUUAAUUUGUACGCUCGACCGAUGUCAAAGUUGGAGAAAAUGAAGGCUUUCUUUGUCAUACGUGACCGAUGUCAGCGUAGGAGGAAAUCGGGCCUAAGCAUUGGUUUCGGUUGAUGCCGUACUUGCCGCAUUUAAUUAAGUGGCAUUUCUUCUCUUGCAAUUACAAUACUUAAUUUUGUUUCAUAUUUUAAAACGGAUCUCUGUUUUAAAAUGGUUUCAAAACGCGAAAGUUUUAAAUGUUAAUUUUGGUUUCUAUGUUAGUCGGUCUCUAUUCAGAUUUACCUGCUGAAACAUAUGAAUUUUAGGAGUAAUUAAAUUUAUUUAUAGUUACAGAUAUAUCUGGUAUAGGGUGUAGAUUUAGGUGUGACAUGUAAAAUGUAAAUUAAAUAAGCUGAGUUCAGAUCUCAAUUUUUCGUAUCAAAAUGUAUAUUUAAUGUCAAAGUUUGGAACGAAUAUAUAUAACUACUACUUGGAAGUAGUACUUACUGUCGUUACAGUAUAAUCGAGUUAUAAAUCUUAAAAUAAUUAGCGACAACCAAGAAUGGUGUCUUUUUGAGAUUUUAUACUUGACUGUACAUUUUGGUGUUAAAAACUUAUUUUGGCUUUGGGAUGUGCAUGGUGCUUGAAUUAGAAUCAAUCUAAUUUCUACAUCUUGUACAAUAAAUGUGUCCUUAUUUUUACUUUACAACCUUAGUUUUACGGCUUGAAUCAGUAGAUUGCGGCCAAGUAUAAGCUCGUUAAGACAGAAGCAUAUUUAUUAGGGUUUUUGCCUCAUAAUUUGCCAAGAACGUACACACAUUUGUAUUUUGUUUGUGACGAGACUUGGCUUAUGAACUUGAAGUAUUAGAGUAAUGUGGAAAGCGUAAACCAUAUUUUAAGUCACUUAGAAAUCCGCCUAUAUUUUAGGGCGUCACUUUCAAUAUUGUUAGCGACAUAAUUACACAUUUGAUGAAUUAUACAUUUUUUCCCGAA